AAUUAGAUAGCUCCUCCAGUCUGGCAAGCCCCUGGGUGUAGAGGCAGUAGUUAGAGCUCAUGGAGUCCUUAAUGCAAUUGAGACAAGGCAUUUUUCAUGAACACUGAACUUCCUGCCACCAAGUGUCACACCCUGGAGGGAUAGGUGUGUAGAAUCCAUAGCAUUGGCAAGCAGAUGCCAUUCUCUGGUUGAAGUUGGCUGGACUUAACCUUUACUGGGCACUAACUCUCAGUCAGUCUUUUCAAGCUUUAUGACAGUCCUGUCAAGUAGUCCCAUCUCUGGGAUGAAGACACUGAGGUUAGUGCCACAUGGCUAGUGAAAGAACUUACUCCAAGGGCUUAACCAAGGUCUUCUCUCUCUCCACUUGAGCUUCAGUAGCUGUGGUGCAUAGGCUUAGUUGCUCCUUGGCAUGUGGGAUCUUCCUGGAUCAGGGAUCAAACCCAUGUCCCCUACAUUGGCAGCCAGAUUCUUAACCACUGGACCCUCAGGGAAGUCCUGAACACUUGUUAUAAAAAGCACACACACAGAAAGAAUGUUUAAACUUGAUUUUCUCAAGCAAGAGUCCAAAAUGAUUUGGUUUAUAUACUGCAAGAUGGGAGUGGGUGAUGUGUCAAGGGUCUGUUUACCUGGGGGACUGAAGGGUGAGCUCUGUGGCCCAGCUGAGUCACGGUGAGCCCCUAAGACUUCUGAGAGGAGCAACUUGGAGACUGCAACUCACAUUCCUAUAAACUUUCGUAGCAAUUGUCCCAGGGGUAUCCAGGAGAUAUGUAAAUUCAUUUUUUACUAGUCUUCAAUUAUAAUACAUCCAAGAUUUUCCGAGAUUUAGAAACCAUUGUGUUCAGCUGAUUGUAAACUAACUUCCUUGAAUGCUAAGAACUCCCCAUCUCUCCCUAACCCUACCCCACCCCACCUCACCUCACCCAGGUCUAGCGUCAGCUUUGGGGAACUUGGAAACCUCUGGUGAUAAGGUCAGUUGGGAAUUUAGGAAGUCGUGGGUGUCGGAAGUAAAGGUGUAAAAAACGGGGAGGAGGAAUUGGUUUUGGCUCUAGGACACAGGGAACUUUCAAGGUUCUUGCAAAACCGUUGCAGCUCUUGAAAGCCUUAAAGUCAUCAGCGCCCCACUGCGGAAUUCAGAGCUUGUCACAAUUGUUAACACUUUCUUUGACCAGUUUUUUUGUAUUUAACGAGUAUUGUCUUCUGAGCCUUCUUUACCCCCAGCAGGAAGGUUCUGCUGUUUUGGCUUUAGGGAGUGUUCUACACAAAGCACAGCCCCUUCGCUUGCAGCAGUCGGGGGAUUUCUACCUGCUUGGUUUGCAGGAUGCCGGUGCAGCUGACAACAGCCCUGCGCGUGGUGGGCACCAGCCUGUUUGCCUUGGCAGUGCUGGGUGGGAUCCUGGCAGCUUAUGUGACAGGCUACCAGUUCAUCCAUACAGAAAAACACUAUCUGUCCUUCGGGCUGUACGGUGCCAUCCUGGGCCUGCACCUGCUCAUCCAGAGCCUAUUUGCCUUCCUGGAGCACCGGCGCAUGCGGCGGGCAGGCCGGACCCUGAAGCUGCCCUCCCCACUGCGGCGCUCGGUGGCGCUCUGCAUCGCUGCGUACCAGGAGGACCCCGACUACCUGCGCAAGUGCCUGCGCUCAGCCCAGCGCAUCGCCUUCCCCGACCUCAAAGUGGUCCUGGUGGUGGACGGCAACCGCCAGGAGGAUGCCUACAUGCUGGACAUCUUCCAUGAGGUGCUCGGCAGCACCGAGCAAGCCGGCUUCUUUGUGUGGCGCAGCAACUUCCAUGAGGCGGGUGAGGGCGAGACGGAGGCCAGCCUGCAGGAGGGCAUGGACCGCGUUCGGGACGUGGUGCGGGCCAGCACCUUCUCAUGCAUCAUGCAGAAGUGGGGAGGCAAGCGAGAGGUCAUGUACACAGCCUUCAAGGCCCUUGGUGAUUCGGUGGACUACAUCCAGGUAUGUGACUCUGACACUGUGCUGGAUCCAGCCUGCACCAUUGAGAUGCUUCGAGUCCUGGAGGAGGACCCUCAAGUAGGGGGAGUCGGGGGAGAUGUCCAAAUCCUCAACAAGUACGAUUCAUGGAUCUCCUUCCUGAGCAGUGUGCGGUACUGGAUGGCCUUCAACGUGGAGCGGGCUUGCCAAUCCUACUUUGGCUGUGUGCAGUGCAUCAGCGGGCCCUUGGGCAUGUACCGUAACAGCCUCCUUCAGCAAUUCCUGGAGGACUGGUACCACCAGAAGUUUCUGGGCAGCAAGUGCAGCUUUGGGGAUGACCGGCACCUCACCAACCGAGUCCUGAGUCUCGGCUACAGGACUAAGUAUACAGCUCGCUCUAAAUGCCUCACGGAGACCCCCACCAAGUACCUCCGGUGGCUCAACCAGCAGACCCGCUGGAGCAAGUCUUACUUCCGGGAGUGGCUCUACAACUCUCUGUGGUUCCACAAGCACCACCUCUGGAUGACCUACGAGUCAGUGGUCACGGGUUUCUUCCCCUUCUUCCUCAUUGCCACAGUCAUACAGCUCUUCUACCGGGGCCGCAUCUGGAACAUUCUCCUCUUUCUGCUGACAGUGCAGCUAGUGGGCAUUAUCAAGGCCACCUACGCCUGCUUCCUGCGAGGCAACGCAGAGAUGAUCUUCAUGUCGCUCUACUCCCUUCUCUAUAUGUCCAGCCUCCUGCCGGCCAAGAUCUUUGCCAUUGCUACCAUCAACAAGUCUGGCUGGGGCACCUCUGGCCGAAAAACCAUUGUGGUGAACUUCAUUGGCCUCAUCCCUGUGUCCAUCUGGGUGGCAGUCCUCCUUGGGGGGCUGGCCUACACAGCUUACUGCCAGGAUCUGUUCAGUGAGACAGAGCUGGCCUUCCUGGUCUCUGGGGCCAUCCUGUAUGGCUGCUACUGGGUGGCCCUCCUCAUGCUGUACCUGGCCAUCAUCGCCCGGCGAUGUGGGAAGAAGCCAGAACAGUAUAGCUUAGCCUUUGCUGAGGUGUGAUGCAGCCCCCAAGCAGAGCGGGAAGAGUGCAAUGGGUAAGGGAGGGAAGGGGAAUGGAAGAGAAGACAGGGUGGGAGGGAGAGGGAGUGCUGUUUUAGUUUCUUAAUGGUCCAAAGUGCAAAGAAUGGUGACUGUCGUAUGGCCUGGGACAGCUCUGCUUCGAGGAGGCAAGUCCAGUGCAGCGGAGGAGGCAGAGGAGGCACUGUUUUCAGGCCACUUGUCUGCUGCCUCCGCACAUACAGGGGGCCUCUGGGCAAGAUUCCACUUCCUCCCCUGAAAUCCAGAGGGAACUCAGAAGUGUACUAAAGCAAACAGUAAGUUCCCUUCAGUGGCAGCUUCUCACAGGUGAGUGAGCAACGAGGGCCCAUGGGAGGGGUUCUCAGUCCACCUGAACACAAUCAGAGGUGGUGGGAGUACUUCUGAGUGAUCUGGGCCAGCUAGUAACACCCACCUCAGUCUAGUUAUCAAUGCAAUAAGAUUGUGCCUGAAAUACAAGGCCCAGAAGCCUGAUCUUUGGGCAUCAGAAAACAGGGUCCAGGAAUGGUGCUUUCUUAUGUGAAGUACCUCAUUCCACAUCUCAGCAUCCCAAGGAUGAGCCAGACUAGCAGGGAGUUAGCACUGUACUGUUUUUAAGUGUGUGUGUGUGUGUGUGUGUGUGUAUGUUAAAAAGGAAAGCUGGCCAGGAGGAACAAACAUUGAUGGUGGUGCUAAAAGCCAUGGGUUACAUGGAGGCUGGGAGCUGACUGUAUUCUACCUGGAAAUUGCCCAAACAUCUAGAUUAGCUUGUCUGUGAUCUCUUCUGAGGAGGUGAAAUGUUUUGGUCAUCUACCAAGAAGAUCAAACCCUAAUGUGAUAAGAAAGGAAGUGAGGACUUGGGUAUUACAAACUGUAUACUCCUGAAUUCCUCUUUCAAAUUCAGCUCUAAGCCAGCCUCCUUACUUGGCUUCCCUUCACGGUGAUAGUCACCUCUCCCACCCUCCUCCUCACCAAGUUUUUCAAGGUGGCGAGUGAGACAGAGCCUAGGGCUCUCCUCGGCCCCUCUGCAGUCGGCCAGCCUGCCAUCAGCAUGUGGGGGGAGAUUAGGAGUCUCUGACCAAACUGGCUGCAGCCUGGAGCUGCCUGGACAGGUUCCUUGGCAGCUGGACAGCACACAUGACAUUCAGGCUGUAGCUCUUGACAAUCACCUCUAAUGGAAAGCUUUUCAGCAUUCCCUAAGUGAGCCCUCAGUCCAAGCCGGUCAUCGUUGAGACUGUCCAUCCUCCUCAGUGGCUUCUCCAGGGAAUGCUUACAGCCAAGUUGUGGAUAGUCACUACUGCACUUGCUUGCUCCUGUCCAGAAACCAAACAAAGGGAUGGAACUGGUAUCUAAAUUCUAAGGUUCUUGUCUUCUCUCACGCCUCUUGAGGAUGUUUGAUUUUCCUCUGCUUUUUUGGAGAGGGUGUGAGGGAAGGCUGUUUUCUACAGAUUUGCAAUCCACAAGACUGCUCUGAGCUCUUGGGUUUAAAACCUGGGAUACUGACUAAGCCUUUGACUUAGGGGUUGCUUGCUCCAGUGUGCUCUCUCCAGAUGUCCACUCCAGAGGGCCUGCUGACCUGUCAGAACCAGCACCAAGGUGGAGAGUAGUUGGGGGCAAGCCUCUAGUGUGCCCAGGUGCUGCCCAUAAAGGAAUUAGGUGCACUCUGAGCGACUGGAAAACCUUGGUGCUUCCCUUCAUCGCCCGCCAACUCAUGGGUUUUCCAGGUGCGCCAACACUGCUGCAUCGCACAGGCCUCGCGUUUCUAAGAAGACUGCUGGUUGACAUCAGGCCUAAUCCAUGAAGGCUAGGAAGAGGCAGCAGGCAUUUGCUAAAGGCAGUUGUUCCGGGCUCUUCCGUGUUUUUGCUGGCCAAGAAGUAAACUAUUUUGAGCACUACAAUGGAGGAAAUCCGGUCAGCCAACUGCAGAGCUCAGACUUCACUAAGGGCUUGUUUUUCUUCAGCUUUUACUUGAAGGUUAACGUGGGAUGGACUCCCAGAUGGAGAACACUCGGCAGUCCUACUCUCAGCUCUGCCUUGCACUUAAGAGAUUAUCAACUUUCCCCAGGUCGAGCAGGCAGGUACAAGUAAGUGGGCUCACAACGUUUGACCUCGACUGGUUUUUCUAAGUUAUUUUGUACAUUUUUCAGCAGCGAAACCAAACUGGGUCUUCAGCUUUAUUCCCGUUUCUUGCAAGGGAAGAGCCUUUAUACAAUUGGACAUGUUUUGUUUUUUCCUCAAUGAGAAUUUUAAUCCUCUUUUGUAUUAUUUCUACAAUUUGUAAACAUAUUUAUUUUUACUUUUUUUUUUUUUUUUUAACUUUCUGGUGAAAUUUUUUAUACUGCACUUAUUUGUCAAAAUAAAGAAUCUCACUUAAGGCUGGUAUCUCUGAACUCCUCCUUUCCUCUUUGAACUAAUGAAAGCUCUUUAAUUCAGUUCCAUGAUGGGUAUUUGAGGCAGAACUAGUUUCAGCAAGGUAAUUCCCAUGGAACUCAGAAGCAGGUAACUCGUCAAAGCUGCCUCUGGACCUGGGGAUACAGUAGGCCUGCCUGGUAACUGCACACCUGUGGUGGCUUGGUUUUUACUGCAGAGGAUGCAUAGGGUCUGUGGAGAAAUUACUGAGCCAAUGAGUUAGCCCUAGCUAACCAGUUAAGGCUAAAAAUCAAAGCUUGCUUCCUCCUUGAGUGAAAGUAUAUUAUCUUGAGAGGUCAUGGAGGAUUCUGGCCAAGUUGAAACAAUGAAAAGCAGUGGUUAAACUUCCUUCCCUGUGGAACAGGUAAUAAAAAGGGAGUGAAAUCAACAGCCCUCUCGUCUCAUUUAUUAAAGAAACAGUAAGAAAAGAUACAAUGCGGGAAAAACACCAACCAUCCUUUCACAUCAGGCUGAACAGAGCACAGUGAUUUCUCCCCUUUAUCCCCCCACCCCCACCCCAAUUCCCAUAAUCCCAUCCACAUCAGUUUAAUCUUGAGGUUCUUUGAUUGGGAGUUACCAGUGGAGAGGGAGUUGGAUGAGCAGUGGAGCCUUGGUUCUGGCUUCCUCUAAGUCCCAGGAGAAGGAAGCUGCAGUCCGUCUGGGGAUACAGCAGAUGCUGUAUUUGAUGGCUCUCUGAAGUAGCUGCACUUCCCUGUUCUGUGUUCAAGCCCCCGAGGGAAGAAGGUAUGGCAGGAGAGGAUGACCAGGUCAGUGUUGCAGAAGCAUGGUCCUUUC
Messenger RNA from Cervus elaphus (red deer), 6199 nucleotides. RefSeq names its product hyaluronan synthase 3 (gene HAS3). The coding region runs from base 1319 to 2980 and encodes 553 amino acids. Gene Ontology annotation, biological process: extracellular matrix assembly; hyaluronan biosynthetic process. Gene Ontology annotation, molecular function: hyaluronan synthase activity. The record is from RefSeq and is a predicted model, not a curated record. Lineage: Eukaryota; Metazoa; Chordata; Mammalia; Artiodactyla; Cervidae. The transcript has 4 exons.